CGUUGUCAAUGUGAUUAGGGCUAACCAAUCCAUUCUCUUUAAGUAACUUUCAUAUACCAAAGUAUCAUUCUAACUUUUUCUAAUCAAUACACAAAGAAAAAGAGAGAGUGUAAUUUUAUAUUCAAAAAAUGUUUGAACGGACACACAAGAAUUUCAUUCUGCAUUCUAUGUAAAAUAGUUGCCCUGUUUUGGCUAUACAAGUAUUGUGUGUGAAAAUUGUGUGAUUUUUAAAGACUUUAUUGUAUAAGUAAUUAAAAAAAAGGGAAUUUCAGUGAUUUUCAUGGUUUUUUUAAAAAACUAUUUUCAAUUUGUAAAAAUAUUCCAAUGAUUUACUUGUGAUGUUGCAAUACAACUCUUCAAAGUUGUUUUAUUGUUAUCCAAUUUGUCAAUACAUCUUAACUUGUCAACAAGUUUCUUUUAACAUAAACCGGUUGGAUCUUUACAUUUAAUGUUAAAGAUAUGAAUUUUUAUCAUCUGGAUUCAUAAUCAAGUAUUAAAAAUAUGAAAUGACGUACUAAAUUCGAUUCACUGUCUUUUAACGGACAUGUGAUAAAAAGUUUUGGGGCUCAAAUUUUUUUGCCAAGGAGUGAAAAAGAAAUUUCAUAAAGGGAAACGAUUAAAUUAUAUAAAUUACUGAAAUGGAGAAACAGCAGGAAAGAUUACCACCCUUUUCAUGUGAUGAGUUUCCAAAUAGUGGAGAAGACAGUGAGGAAGAUGAAGUAAUAGAUUACAGUGAUCACUCUAUGAUACAUGAAAACUUGAUGCAUUUAAAUAUUCAGGGGACUGCUGAUACAAACAUCAAAUAUACCAAAGAUAAUUCUGUACUUGUCAUGUCAGAUGCAAUGAAUGAUCAACACAUAUUAAUUCCUGAUUCCAACAGCCACAAUCAACCUAAUCCUCUUGUUCCGAUCAUUAGUGUUACACCUCAUUCACCUGGUGUUGUAUCCAAGUAUUAUCCUGUGUUGGAAGAAAAUUUACAACAGCUUCAUGAAAUUUAUGACAGCGUUCAACGUAUUCGAAUGCAAGAUCCUGUUUUGGGUUCGAUGGGAUACAAUAAUCGAUUUUUGCAUGACGAGCAAAUUCAAAGACUUAGUUGGUCUUGUCCUUCUCUUCAAAAUUUGAUGUCAAUAGAAGCGGCAGCCAGACUUCAAAAUCAGGACUGCGGAUCUGAACCAGACCUCAUCACAAAUUGUUCUAACAAUAGUUCACCGACUUACUUUUCAGGAUCAGGUCCCAAUAAUGCUCAAAUUAAUCAAUGUAUAGAUAGACGAAGAAGUUGGACUGAUUUAGAAACUACAAAACAGAGUUAUCGUAGACGCUCUGCACAGAAUUUCCUUCAGGCACAGAAUAUGCUUUUCAUUGACGACAUUUUUCAGAAACAACGCAGUAUCAGUUUAAAUAGUCUUGAUGGAGAAAUCGAUCUAGUAUUGGGUAAUAAGCCUCAAAAACAAUCCACUUGUGACAAGGAACGUCCAUCUAGAUCCCCAGCAAGCACUCACUCAUUGAAUGAGGCCGAUUUUAUUCAGGGUGGUUUUAGUAAAAGAACAUCAAAAUGUGAAAACCAAGAAUUGCAUGACAGAAUUUCACUGAUACCUGGAGUAGUUGGAUCGCGACUUACCCUCCAAAAAUCGGUUUCAACUCCUUCAAUUGUCACACCUCCAGGUCCUACUCACCUAGCUGAUUCUGGAACCCUAGCAACAUCUUCAAUUAAUACAGAAUCUGUUGGUGAUGUGGCAGUGUUCGAUGUAAGGAAGGAGUUCUUGGGCACCAAGCCAAACCUAUUUCUUCGACGCAGUAGCGCCACUAUUGAACGCAAUCGGCAUGAGAGACAUGAGAAAGGUAGCGGCAGUGAAACUGAAACUGAAGACCUACACAUUCCCCGUAGACAUGAAUCUCAUGAAGAUUUAAUAGGAGAAGGGGUGCGAAAUGUCCAAACAUCUCUUGAUGAACUAUCCACUGAUGGAACAGCUUAUGAUGAUCAGCACUCUGAAAAAACUAGAAGGAAACGUGGUUCACUAUUCUUUCGUAAGAAAAAGGAUAAAAACGUUAAGAAGUCUACUUUACAACAUAAUCAUCAGUGGGUGAUUCUUAUUGCAGGAACUCAAGCAAAUUCAGUAUGUGAUUUUUGCAUGAAGCUUCUAACAAAUAAAUUCAUUCUACAAUGUGAAAAUUGUGGAGCAAUGGUUCAUCAAAAUCAGACCUGCAAAGAUCAGUUACAAUUGGAUUGCAUUAAAACAAAACAUCAAGCUGGAAAAGGUGUCACAAAAUCGGUGUCAAGUGUGUCUUCAAUAACAAACAACAACAUUACAAAGCGUGGAUCUACAGUAUCUUUACCGCCUUCUUCAUCGAUCGGAAGUGGAAGUCAAACUAUAAAUGAAGAAAAAGAUGGAGAUGCUGCUCAUCGUGAUAGUUCCAGUGCCUACGAAGAGUUCGAUUUUGGUGAUGACGCACAUCAAUUUUCUGCAGACAGUUUAGAAGAUUUUGAUCCAGAGUUAGGUUUAGGUAAAGAGGAAUCGGAUUCAUGGAGUGCGGCUGUAGGACGACAUAUAUCAUUGCGGCAUAGUGGCACCUCCGAACGAGAAGUGAAGAGACAGGAACAUCUUUACGAAUUUGUACUUACUGAGAAACAUCAUUGUUUGGUGCUUCUUGCAAUGGAUAAAAUAUUUGUCGAUGGACUCCGUCACCAUUUCCAAAUGACAUCUACAGCUAUUGACCGCAUGUUCCCCAGGUUGCGCGAUCUCAUCGACAUUCACAUACGUUUCUUGUUGAAGCUACGUAGGCGACAAAAUAUCAAUGUUGUUGUGCAAUCCAUUUCUGAUAUUCUCAUUGAUCAGUUCUCGGGUGAGAAUGCUGUUCGUAUGAAAAACGCUUAUGGAGAUUUUUGCAGUCGUCACAGAGACGCUGUAGAGGCCUACAAAUAUUAUUUGAGAGAGGAUACGCGCUUUGCACGAUUUGUUCGUCACUGUCAGACUAAUCCAUUACUUAAGAAAAAAGGCAUUCCUGAAUGUAUUCUUUUUGUAACGCAACGACUUACAAAGUAUCCAUUAUUAGUUGAACCUUUAAUUAAGACUGGUGUUUCUCAAGAGGAAACAGAUAAUUUAAGGAAAGCCUUGAGUUUAGUUAAGGAAAUAUUAGCUGAUGUAGAUGCCUGUGUCGCUAAUAAGGAACGAGAAGAUAGGAAAUUAGAAAUUUAUAAUAGGAUUGAUGCCAAAUCAUACGCCGUAUAUCGGGAACUGAAAUUUAAAAAAUCUGAUAUUUUGUCAUCAAAUCGAAAUUUAAAAUUUGAGGGUACAGCUUACCUGAUGCAGGGAAGGGGAAAAAUGGCUCAAGUUGUUGUUGUCGUUCUUUCUGAUGUUCUAUUUUUCUUAGCUGAAACUAGAGAUCAAAAAUAUGCCUUUUUCGUCCCUGAUAAUAAAGCUGGUGUUGUGUCUCUACAAAGAUUGCUCGUUCGCGAGAAAGCGGGACAAGAAUCCAGAGGAAUUUAUCUCAUAAGUAGCAAUCCAUCAGAACCAGAAAUGUUUGAAUUGAAGGUACAGAAGCCCAAAGAUAAACAACUGUGGAUUCAAUCAAUUAGAGCUGCAGUGGAAACAUGUCCUCAGGAUCAAGAUAAUAGAACGGACAUCUUGUCAGAAAAUUAUAAUAGUAACGAAAUGAGAAUUGUUCGCUCUUCCUCUAUAACUUUAUUGCCCUUUGAAGAAAGACGCUUCACUAAAAACGUGGAAUCUGAUAUCAAAAAACUUAUUGAUGAGUUACGAAAGAAGGACACAGAGCAAGCUUUAUUAUUAGAAGAAAAAAUGGGCCUUCAAAUGCAAUUGUUACAUACUACAAAUGUUUAUAGUGGAAAUAAUUUCGAUGGAAGUAAAAUGGACAAGGGAUACAGAGAAGUCCCAGAUUAUACAAGAUUCGUUCGCAAUGAGGAAGUUAAUUCAAUUCAUCUUUGGAAAGAAGUCGUGGUAGCGGUGCAAGAAGCUACACGUCUUACUAGUUCUUUAUCGUUCGCAGCAGGUGGUGCGACCCUUUCCAGAAGUCUAAGUUCUGCUGGUGAACGACAUAGUGAUGCCUAUGUUCCACCUUCUUUAUGUGUACCCCGAAGAGCUGAAACGUUUGCUGGCUUUGAUCACAAUAAGGACCGCUCUCCGUGGAGAGAUACGGCAACUUUACAAUCUGUUCUCAUGCCCUCAAAGGAAAAUGAACAAGUACCUAAAAAAGUUGAAUUAAAAGGAAAUGAAGAAACGGAAGGUAACAAAGUUCAACAGGAAAUUGCCGUUCAGUUGUCCCAUUACGUUUACACACUCCUCUGCAUUAUUAGCAAUCAAAUGACUACAAUUGAAAGUUUGCAUGCUCAAUUAGCUGGAUAUAGGGAUGGAAGUGUAAAUAAACCAUCGAAUAGUAGACCCAAUCCAAAUAGGCAGCUUGAGGAGUUGCGAAACUUGCAAGAUCAGUUGAGUCAAGAGAAGACGACAUUCCGCGCAGCGACGCAACAGGAGAAGAGAAUGCUAGACGAAGAGCGAGCAGAAUUGAAUAGACUGCGAGAGCAGUUGGUCGCCGAUCAACGCGACGUUACGCAACAACGCGAUCAACUGUACAGACGACUCGAAGCUCUCGAGCGACAGGGAGUUUCAUUGGUUUCACCUUCAGCAGCUGGGUCUGCUCCGGCACACCUCUCGCACCCCACGCAGGGCGAUCAGGUGCAAAGCAGAAAAGCGCAAGCAGACGGCAAAAGAAUUCCAUUGAACUUGAUUAGUGCAACAAAUCAGCAGAAGGUACAAAAAAGUCUGCCACCUGUUAAACAACAACUGCCACUUAAGCUCGCCAGUGGAAGCAACAAUAACAAUACCAGGUAAAGUUUCGUAUAGAAAAAAAUUGAAGAAUGAUCAACGAAACAUUACAGCAUACAGUGAUUAACUGGGAGGAGAAAGAAAGGUUACAUAAUUUAUUUCAAAAAAUAAAAUUUACAAAAUUCAAAGGUAAUUGAAAAUUGCGAAUUUAGUAUAGUAAUCAAAAUUAUCUCGUCACUUUGAAACGUAAUAUUAGAAUAUUUCUCCCUUUGCUAAAAAUGAUUCUUAAUAAAAAAAGAAGAUUCAAAAUGUCGAUGGUUAAAAGAAAAGAAAGAAUCUAAUUAUAUUUUAAAGUAUGCAACCUAAAAAGUUGUUUGAAACAGAAUAACGAAAGGAAAGAUUUAAAUAUUAAAAUCAUUUAAAAUUACAAUAAUAUAAUUAUUACAAAAUUCAAUACACAGAAUUGAAAAUUUUUCUCAAAUUUUAUUGAAAAUUAAUUGAAAACAUCAAGAAAUUUGCAGAAGUUUUCGAAAAAAACGUAAAAUAUUAAACAAUUUUUCUCAAUUUACCAUUCGCCUUUUUGAAUUUUUCCCCAUUGACUAAUCUAAAAAUACAAAUAAAACAGGUUUCACUUUUAUAAAGUGAGUCUUUGUUAUGAAAGAAAGUGAAAAAUUCUUAACUCAUAAUAUUUGUAUUUCUAGAUUGAAAAACAUAAAAUUAAAACAUAAUUUAUAAUUAAGGAAUGUUUUAAUGAGUUGGACAUUUCUUGAAGUUCUGUGCAAUCGACUUUUAAAUUUAAGUUUUAUUUCUAUAUUAUUUUUAGACAUUUAUUUUGACCUCGCAAAACGGGAAUGCAAUUUUGUUAGAAAGUGAAAAUUUAAUACUAUUUCUUAGAAUUAACGCACAAAAUUGCUUUUAUCUUUUGUAUUCAUUUGAAAAUUGUUACUCAAGAGUCUUCGUGGAUCGCUGAAUAUGAAUCUAAAGUUACUUUGAAAUAAAAAUGACGGAAAAUUGUUUUAAAUAUCAAUCAACUGACAAGUGAAUUAAUGAGAUGAAAUAAUUGUAGAAUUAUUAAAAUUUUGUCGCACUGAGAUAAAAAUUCUGUCAUUUAUUCCAAAUACAGAUUUAUAGUUAGCAAUCUUGAAAACUCGGGAAGAACGAGAGAGUCUGAAGAAUUCAUUAGAUUAUAAGCAGUUAAAUUAUUAAUUUGAGUGUCUCACUCAUUGAGACAAAAUCCUUAAGAUUAAUUCCAUAAGGACAGAAAAAAUGUCCGUUGCAUAUAGCAUUUGUAGCUAUUGCCUUCACGUAAUUUUUGUACGUAGUAGUGAUAAAUUUGUUGAUGAAAAAUUUUAUGGCCUAUUAUCAAAAUGUGUCCCACUCAUUGAGACACUUUCUGAUUUCUUGUAAUUUACGUUGCUUCUAUGCAAAGUGAAUUACAAUAAUGCGAAAGGGAUAUAAAUUUCGAAUAUCCAUUAUGCAAACACGUUCUGCAAUUGCUCUAUAACGUUAGGUAACAACUGUUCCUUUAUAUUGUAUAAAUGUUCUGUUCCAUGGACAGUUUUCUAUAAAAAUGAUUACUCAAACCUGAUGUUAAAUCUAUAUAACAAAAAGUUCUACGACAAUGUGAUGUAACUGUUAUGUCUCGAUAAGGAGUGAAUUAAAAUGGAUUCAAACUAUUCCAAAAAGUCCUUUCUUUUCAUUCACAUUUUAGCUCUAGUUUAAUUUUAAUUUCAAAAAUUAAGAAUAAAAAGAAAAAAUAUUUUUAUUAAUUAAUAAUUCCAAUUUAUUUUAAUUCACAUUUUAUCGGGAUAGUAAUGUGUAUAUGACUCAUAUAUAAAUUUCGAUGCAUUUAUUCUCUGUUGCAAUUCUGUCAUCGUUUCACUUAAAAAAAAUGUAGGUAAUAGUGAUUAGCAAUAUUUCUGUAAGAAUGAAACAGAAUUGCCAUAUGACAAGAAUGUAACACUUGCUCUGUAAAAUGUUCAACAUUACAGACAAAUGAUUUUUUAUAUUCAUGUAUGUAGCAGUGUUAUUUCUUAUACAAAAAAGAAUUUUCUUUUUACGCUCUAUUUAAUUACAUUUCUGCUUUUAAUUUCAUAAAAAGAGAAUGAAAUUGUACUUUCCCUAGCAAUACAAGUACUUAAAGGAGUUGUGCAGAAAAAGAGAAACAAAACUCACGGUUAUAGUUUGUGUAGACAAUUUGCGUAAAGAUUCCUAAAAAAAAUCAACAUUAGCCGUAGUUGUGUUAGGAGACUUAAAAUAUUGCUUAUGGUCUUAUCAAACUUCCAUUCUUGGUUUCAAGAAAUUUAAUUCAUAUGAUAGAGUUAACUCUAUGUUAGGAAUCUGUAAUAAUUCUGCAUAAUAGCAUUUGUAAAUAAUAUUAAGAAUUUAUUUAAGAAUUGUGUACGUGGGAAACGAGUGGAUAUUAGGGCGUUUAUAAGAUUAAUAAUUAAUUAAUUAAUAAUUAAAAUGUUUAUUAGUUAA
Leptopilina heterotoma is the source of this 7259-nucleotide messenger RNA. RefSeq names its product rho guanine nucleotide exchange factor 2 (gene cyst). NCBI's taxonomy places the organism in Eukaryota, Metazoa, Arthropoda, Insecta, Hymenoptera, Figitidae. The transcript has 18 exons. Gene Ontology annotation, biological process: regulation of Rho protein signal transduction. Bases 639 to 4844 code for a protein of 1401 amino acids. Gene Ontology annotation, molecular function: guanyl-nucleotide exchange factor activity. The record is from RefSeq and is a predicted model, not a curated record.